UAAUUGAGAUUGAGAUUUGAGGUUACGUUGAGCCAAACGAAGUGUGAACUAUAAAAUGUUUUAUUUCAAAUAAUUUCACAAACUAUGUCCUAUUUAUUUUUUACCAUCCAUUUAUAGUAGUCUUAAUUGUAAGAUGUCUGUGUUUAUUAUAAGAUCAUCUCGCUGGCUUCUGAAAACUGGACGUCUCAGACAAAACUUGACAAUAUGGAGCAAAGUAUCUACCAAUGACGCAAGGCCCCCCCUAAACUUGGCAUGUAACAGAUAUGUAUCGACAAAAAACAAGAGCUCGUCUGGUGAGUCGGAAUGGAGAGCGAUCUUUACCCGGUUCUUACCGGUAGGGUUGUGUUUAGUAGCCGUGAUGCAAUGGAGGAUGUACAGGAAGCGGAACGCCGAUAAAGUUGCUAGGCAAUGGGAGAUUAACUGUUACUGUAUGCUGCCGUUGAGGACGGUGUCCAGAUGGUGGGGGUGGCUCGCAGACAAAGAACUACCAGCAUUCUUGAGACCACCCGUAUACAAACUAUAUGCCAACACAUUCGGUGUAAAUAUAUCAGAAGCCUUAAACGAAGACCUCAUGUCUUACCCGAGCUUAGCAGACUUCUUUGCUAGACCUCUGAAAGAUGGCAUCAGGCUGAUAGAUAGGAACAGUUGUUUGGUAUCCCCGUGUGACGGGACGGUACUUCAUUUCGGAACAGUCCACACAGAACAAGUGGAACAGGUAAAAGGUGUUACAUAUUCUCUAAAAGAUUUUCUUGGUGAAAAUUCGUGGAGGAAUAACAGUAAUAAUAGUAAUAAAGAUUUUAGGACGUCUUUACUUCAUCAGCCUCAUGUGGGGAAUACACUGUAUCAGUGUGUGAUAUACUUGGCCCCCGGCGACUAUCACAGAUUCCAUUCUCCCGCCGACUGGAAACCCACCCAUCGCCGCCACUUCUCGGGAGAAUUACUCUCGGUAAACCCUAACAUCGCGAAGUGGUUACCAGGUCUGUUCUGCUUAAACGAAAGGGCGGUAUACCUGGGACACUGGGAACACGGGUUCUUCUCGUACACCGCAGUGGGUGCUACAAAUGUAGGUACGGUCAAAGUGUACUUUGACAAAACUCUGCAGACCAACACGCGGAAGAAAUCGAGCCGCUGUAAGGAGCUGUGUUUAGGGAAUUCAAUAGAUCUCGGGAAAGGAGACCUCAUGGGCGAAUUUAGGAUGGGAUCUACCAUAGUUUUAAUUUUCGAGGCUCCUAUACACUUCGAUUUUGCCAUUUUGCCCGGGGAUAAGGUGAAAAUGGGACAGAGUCUCGGUUGUGUCGAUCACCAGAUGUUUGUAGAUAGAAUAGAUAAGGACAAAAGCAGUGUGAAGACAGCGAGCUAAUCGCAAUGCUCGUUUUUUAUGAAUAGGUAUUAAAUUAUUGUGAUAUUAUUUUUUAAUAAAGAUUUAAUACAAAGUCA
Messenger RNA from Anoplophora glabripennis (Asian longhorned beetle), 1437 nucleotides. RefSeq names its product phosphatidylserine decarboxylase proenzyme, mitochondrial. Gene Ontology annotation, cellular component: mitochondrion. The record is from RefSeq and is a predicted model, not a curated record. NCBI's taxonomy places the organism in Eukaryota, Metazoa, Arthropoda, Insecta, Coleoptera, Cerambycidae. Gene Ontology annotation, molecular function: phosphatidylserine decarboxylase activity. Gene Ontology annotation, biological process: phosphatidylethanolamine biosynthetic process. The transcript is spliced from 7 exons. The coding region runs from base 134 to 1360 and encodes 408 amino acids.